This is a messenger RNA of Cyclocybe aegerita, 957 nucleotides long. The record is from the annotation of a GenBank genome assembly. NCBI's taxonomy places the organism in Eukaryota, Fungi, Basidiomycota, Agaricomycetes, Agaricales, Hemipholiotaceae.
AUGCACGGAGUAGCGAUCGCGACAGCGAAAGAGAAUAUGCUGGCGAGACUGCAAAGCAGCCCCGCAAGUGCAGCCGUGAGGCUCAUUGAUCUUGAAGCGACAAUAAUACGCUCCAAUGGGCGCAUGGCCAGUUAUACACCGGCAAACGCGGGCGAACUGGGGCGAUCUAUGUUGAAGGUCACCUCCAUCGUCCACGCCUACGACGGUUUGUUGUUGGUCACCCCCGCUGUUGCCAGCCCGUCCGACUUGGACGUACUGCGCAACUUGAUUCGCGAAAGCCUUCCAACGGGUACCCCGUUCGAGGUUGCGCUCCCAUCAUCGACGUCUUUCAUAAAGAUCCUCGACGUUCCCUACUUCGAUCCGAAAGGGUUGAAGAUCACCCAGGAGGCGCUUGAAAAGGCCCUCCGUACCUCGGUUCACACUGAGGUUUUCGCAUAUCUGAGCACCAAGCCUCGGAUCGACCGCAACUCGGCGCACUCGACAUCGUGCACCGUAUAUUGCAACAUUUGGGACUCCCAACAAGGAACCCACGCCAAGAAGGCCUUAGGCCAACCGAUCUUCCUCGCUGGGUGGUCCUGCGCAAUCAGGCCCGCUGCACGUCACACUGGGGUCCCACUAUGCCAGCGCUGCUGGAAGUGGGGCCACCCCACUGUCGCCUGCAAGGCGAAACAACUCUCUUGCCCCAUCUGUUCGGGUCCGCACAAGCAGAAGGAGCACCGCCAACAUGCGGGAUGUUGCAAGGGCAACACGAAAGCGAAACCCCCUGUGCUGCCCACCCCUCGCGACCAGCCUUGCCCCCAUAAGGGCCGCUGUGUCAAUUGCCACAAGGACCAUGCCGCCAACUCGGCUUCGUGCAAGUUCUGGGCUCAUCGCUACGACCGUGAGUGGAUCAUGGCCGAGUAUCGUCAAGUAUGUGAGCUUGCUGCUCGCCGCCAACUUACUAACCCCCGAACCUAG